CUACGUCCAGUGAAAUAGGGCUCAGUUUCGUUAGCACUCGGGCGGAAAUGGCUGCUGUACUCACGAGUCGCUCAGCGCGCGUAACAGGGAGAGCAGAGUAGCCGGAACAUGAGGAGAGCACCUCUAACAACAGGAGAAGGAGAAACUCACCAGAGGCAACCAGUUGGAUUUUGAUACGUUUGCCCUGAUAUGCAUUCUUAAUAAUCAUGCAAAAUGAAUGUAACUAACAGCACUGGAGCGGACGGACCCGCGCCCUGGAACUUUACCGGUUCACUUAGUAACUUGUCCAAUAAUGAUGACCUCAGUUGUAAUAAAAGCAGCACCAAUGGGUCAUGUACAGCUGCUGAGGUCAUUGGGAGCCCAUACAAGACAGUGGAGAUGGUCUUCAUUGCCUUGGUUACAGGAUCUAUUAGCUUUGUCACAGUGGUGGGUAACAUCCUGGUAAUGCUGUCAAUCAAAGUCAACCGGCACCUGCAGACUGUCAACAAUUACUUCUUGUUCAGCUUGGCAUGUGCAGACCUCAUAAUUGGUGUGUUCUCAAUGAAUCUCUACACUGUAUAUAUCCUGAAAGGCUACUGGCCGCUCGGCCCGGUGGUGUGUGACCUUUGGUUGGCUCUAGACUACGUUGUCAGCAAUGCGUCGGUCAUGAAUCUACUAAUCAUUAGCUUUGAUCGCUAUUUUUGUGUAACCAAACCGCUAACUUACCCAACACGUCGUACAACCAAGAUGGCCGGUCUGAUGAUCGCCUCGGCCUGGAUCCUCUCCUUUAUCCUAUGGGCUCCUGCUAUUCUCUUCUGGCAGUUUAUUGUAGGGGAACGCACUGUGGAACCAGGAGCAUGCUACAUCCAGUUUCUCUCUAACCCUGUGGUCACGUUUGGCACAGCAAUUGCUGCAUUUUAUCUCCCAGUGGUCAUAAUGACAGUGCUGUACAUCCACAUCUCCUUGGCUAGCCGCAGCCGUGUGUCAAAGCCAAAGCCGGAAGCUAAGAAGGAGAAGAAAGGACUGAGGUCUGCUGGACUGCUGAAGAGCCACAUACUACGGCAGAACAACAAUAAUAAGUCUCCUUCCAAGCCCAGCCUGGAUACAUGCAGUACAGCUGAAACUAUGAAAAAUGGACAGUUAGAUGAGGCCAUGGUCACCAGUAAAGCUGAUGGUAACAUGCAACAUGAAGAGAAGGAGAGCUCAAAUGAUUCUAGCACAGCUAGCAUUGCACCCAAAGAACCAAAGGAAAGUGUCAACAAUGAGAGCACAUCACAAAAAGGCCUGACAUCUGGUCCUGCCCCUAUUUCCAAACUCAACCCAGCCUCUAAAUGGUCCAAGAUAAAGAUUGUCACCAAACAGGCAGGAGAUGAGUGCAUUACUGCUAUUGAGAUAAUUCCCCCAGAAAGUGGCACAGAGGGCCGCUCCAUCCCAAUCAACCGGCCACGCACUGUCGUUCGCAAGUUCGCCAGUAUUGCUCGCAGCCAGGUGAAAAGGAAAAGACAGAUGGCAGCUCGUGAAAAGAAAGUUACAAAGACAAUCUUUGCCAUCCUUUUAGCUUUCAUCAUUACAUGGACGCCAUAUAAUGUGAUGGUCCUCAUCAGCACCUUCUGUCAGUCCUGUGUGCCAGACACAGUGUGGGCCAUUGGCUAUUGGCUUUGCUAUGUCAACAGCACCAUAAACCCAGCCUGUUAUGCGUUGUGCAAUGCUACCUUUAAAAAGACCUUCAAGAACCUUCUCAUGUGCCAGUACAAAAACAUUGGAACUAGGUGAACUGGAUCUACACCAGUGGAUUCCAAAGGAUAAUUGGGUUCUCUCCAGUAUUCUAGCCCACCUUCUCUGAUACACAGGAAUCUGGAAUGUACGUAUAAUGUAGUAUCUCGUAUGAGGCUUUGAUUCUUAAUGCAUUGUGCAGAUUCGAUCUGGAAAAAAAGAAUAAACAAAGGAAGAUGAAAGGCUGAUUGUGCGUUCUGCAGACUGUACACUGGAUUGUAUGAACAUUUGAUCAGGGGAUCUCAUCUGCUGCUGGUAAAUAUAUUUGUAUAUAAUGUUGCUCUGCUUAUAUGCACUGCCAAGUCUGUAAACUAAUUAUACGAUUUGCAUUAGUUGAGUGACAGAACAAACAAACAAAAAUUGUAUAAUGUUCAUUGGUGCGGAAAGAUAAUCCAGAACAAGCAUAUUAAAAAUAUAAGUUUUUUUUGCAAAUUUUUUGGCAAGUAUAUGAAUAGAACAAUGAUAUAACUUUUAUUAAAAGUGUUUACAGUGUGUCCUUUUAUGCUAAAUACAAGUAAGGAGGACACCUUUUUUGUUUGACAAAGACAAUGUAAUGCUGAGGAAUAUUGAUAAAAUGCAGUGAGAAAAGCUUUUGCCAGAUUAGAACUCAACCUGUUCUGGUAAAGAACUGUUCAUAUGCACUGCCUGGUACACAUUCUAAUAUUUCAAUUGACUGCUAUUUGUUUUGACUAGAGCAAGAGAUGUUGGGGCCAAUUCAUAGGUAAAAAUGAUUGAGUCCUGGAAUAUGGCUGUGUCAUCGGGUAAGAAAAAAAAACUGUAGAUGUGAUAAUUCAGGUCGUCCGCUGACUCCAUUUUAUUGCCACCACAAUGUAGCUGAGUGAAGACCUGGCCAACAGAAACAACCCCAGAUCAGAACACCUACAGUGUGGCUAUGUAUGUUUUGUAUAAUGGGCUUCGCUGUUUUAUCCUGGAAAAAGAGAAAUCUAUUUCCCUCAUCUGCCCACAUGACCUUCCGCAUUG
This is a messenger RNA of Clarias gariepinus (North African catfish), 2733 nucleotides long. It is a transcript of the gene chrm4a, whose product is annotated as cholinergic receptor, muscarinic 4a. Gene Ontology annotation, molecular function: G protein-coupled acetylcholine receptor activity. The coding region runs from base 214 to 1752 and encodes 512 amino acids. Lineage: Eukaryota; Metazoa; Chordata; Actinopteri; Siluriformes; Clariidae. The transcript is spliced from 2 exons. Gene Ontology annotation, cellular component: plasma membrane. The record is from RefSeq and is a predicted model, not a curated record. Gene Ontology annotation, biological process: regulation of locomotion; adenylate cyclase-activating adrenergic receptor signaling pathway.